This is a messenger RNA of Dermacentor albipictus, 3444 nucleotides long. The record is from RefSeq and is a predicted model, not a curated record. Lineage: Eukaryota; Metazoa; Arthropoda; Arachnida; Ixodida; Ixodidae.
AUGGCCGCUGCCCGGAUUCAGCGUUGGUCCCUCUUGCUGAGCGCCUACAACUACAAAAUUCAGUUCAAGCCAGGAAAGACGUUGAUUCCUGCAGACACCCUCAGCCGUUUACCGGUGCGGCAGGAGCAUAACAACACUAAGGCUGCAGAAGAUGACGCUCGGCUCGAUCGGGACAUUGAGAAGCUGGUGAACGCGUGUCCAACAUGCAUAGAAUGGGGCAGCAUGCCUCCUGCCCGACAACCCGUGCCUUGGCCGGACACAGAGGAGCCAUGGUCUAGGGUCCAUGUCGAUUUUGCGGGUCCUGUGGAAGGUGCGUGCAACAGUGGCCCACCGCUGAGCAAAGACGUCUGGUUCAAGAACUACGGAGUGGCUAAAAACCAGGAGGACCAGCGUGGGAGGAGAAGCCCGGGUUUCGACGAAACGGAAGACAGUUGGGACGCCUACCAGGUGCGUCUGCAGUCUUACUUUGAAGCCUAUGAUAUCGUCGACUCGAAGAAACGACGAGCCCUGCUAACGGCAGCCUUAAGCACGGCAACAGUCGGCAUAAUAACGGUACGGUGCGCGCCGGCGAAGAUUCAGGACCUUACCUAUGAGAAGCUGCUUGAACUGCUGGCAGAACACUUUGCGCCACAGGGCAACGAAAUAGCGGAGUCUUACAAGUUCUUCACCAGAUGCCAGCGUCCCGACGAGUCAACGAAGGACUUCAUUGUGGAAAUUCGGAAGAAGGCCUGCAGUUGCAACUUUGGCGAAGCGCGGGACAGGAUGCUACGAGACAGACUUGUUUGUGGUCUACGUGAUGCCGGCGUUCGUCGGAAGCUUUUGGCCAGACCUUCGCUGACGCUGAAAGAAGCCGAAGAUAUAGCGUUAGCAGCAGAGAUGGCAGCUCUCAACGUUGAUCACAUGGAGAGCACACAGGAUUAUGGCGACGUCCAUGCCGUGAGGAGCAAGAUGCAAGGUCAACCGUAUUACCACAAGACUCAUCCGAGCACUUCUCGACUAAGCGAAGACGUCGUUUGCCCGUGCUGUGGUAGCACUAAGCACAAGGCAGCAAAGUGCAAGUUUCGCCGGGCGGAGUGUUUUCGCUGCCGACGUAAAGGGCACCUAGCUAAGAUGUGUGUAUGGAAACAAGGGGUGGCCCUUUGUGAGGACCAUUCUUCAGAGAGCGACGGCAACGAACUUUGUCUAAUGAGUUUGUACACUACGUCGGUAAACUUGGUCAAGCCUGUGGUUCGCACCCUCUGCUGGAGCGGAAUUCCGCUGACAAUGCAAGUGGACACCGGAUCGCCUGUCUCCAUCAUUACGUGGAAAACAUACUGCAAGCAUCGGCAUGCCUGGCCUGCGAUCCGCGAGACGUCCUUGAAGUUGUCCUGCUUUCUUGGCAAGCUGCCCGUGAGGGGUCAGCUGAAACUUCCGGUCUCGUACGCGGGAAAGACCCUAGAUGCCACUCUAACCGUACUGCAAUGCGAUGGCCCGAACUUGUGCGGGCGAGAUGUCAUCAGCGCAUUUGAGCGUAGCGGAAGGCCCGUCUUAAGCAUUCUCGGCGAGGAAACCUCCGGUGAGCAAAAUGUCCCUGACAGUACUUUGGUUAGCGCACUCUUAGAGGAGUUCGGCGAUUUGUUUACGCCAGGUCUAGGGCUAAUUGAUGGCCCCGCAGUCCAUUUGCGGUUGCGGGAAAAUGCGUUGCCGCGGUUCUGCAAAGCACGUUCUGUGCCGUAUGCAAUGCGGGAGCAAGUGUCAAAUGAAAUAGACAGGCUUGUUAAGCAUGGCAUUCUCUCGCCUGUCGACAGUGCGGAGUGGGCCACACCUUUGGUUCCCGUUAUCAAAAAGAAUGGUUCCAUUCGGUUGUGUGGUGAUUUUAAAGUGACCGCAAAUGCUGCAUGUGUCACGGAGCAGUACCCAUUGCCAAAAAUAAGGGAUAUCUUUGCAAACCUAAACGGUGGUGAAGUAUUCAGCACCAUCGACUUGAAGGAUGCUUACAGUCAGCUGCCGCUUGACGAGGAAACGAAGAAGAUAUUGGUUGUAAACACUCCGAAAGGCCUGUUUUGCUUUAAUAGGCUUCCUUUUGGUGUAGCCUCUGCUCCUGCGAUUUUUCAGAGACGUAUGGACGGCAUCCUGCAAGGCAUUCCGGGCAUUCAAGUAUAUUUGGACGAUGUGGUAGUCGCGGAGAAACGCGGCAACUGUGAGACGCUGCGUGAAGUUUUCAGACGUUUCCGGCAACACGGUGUGAAGCUGAAUCCGCAGAAAUGCAAGUUCCGACAAGCAGAAGUUGAAUUUCUGGGACAUCGUAUAAAUAUGAACGGAUUGUUACCUAAGAUGGACAACAUUGCUGCAAUAAUGGAAAUGCCGAAGCCAACCGGUGUUGCGGAACUACGGGCGUUUUUGGGCUUCGUGACCUACUACCACUCAUUUCUGGGAAACUUGGCUACUGUUCUAGAGCCACUGCAUGAACUGCUAAGAAAGAACACACGCUGGCAGUGGGGAGCGAGACAAGAUAACGCGUUCCGAGCAACAAAGCGGCUGCUAGAGGAAGCUAAGUUCUUGGCGCACUACGAUCCAAGUAAGCCGCUUAUCUUGGAAACCGAUGCGUCGUCGUGUGGCGUCGGCGCAGUGCUAUAUCACAGAGUAAAUGGGCAAGAUCGACCAAUUGGGUUCCGGUCGCGAACGCUUUCAGCUGCUGAGCGUAAUUACGCGCAAAUUGAAAGAGAGGCAUUGGCAGUUGUCUUCGGGGUUACAAAGUUCCGGGAAUAUCUGCUCGGGAAUCAUUUCACGCUUGUGACAGAUCACAAACCUCUUCUGAGCCUUUUCAGCCCCGACAAGCCCGUUCCCGCCAUGGCCGCUGCCCGGAUUCAGCGUUGGUCCCUCUUGCUGAGCGCCUACAACUACAAAAUUCAGUUCAAGCCAGGAAAGACGUUGAUUCCUGCAGACACCCUCAGCCGUUUACCGGUGCGGCAGGAGCAUAACAACACUAAGGCUGCAGAAGAUGACGCUCGUGCGUGCAACAGUGGCCCACCGCUGAGCAAAGACGUCUGGUUCAAGAACUACGGAGUGGGUGACAAAUGGAAACCAGGCUCGUUAGAGUCCACCGAAGGCUCGCGAAUGGCAACGGUAAAGACAGCAGAUGGGGAGCAACAUCGCCGCCACCUCGACCAGCUAAAAACCAGGAGGACCAGCGUGGGAGGAGAAGCGAUGGAACCCGAGGCCCCCAUGCAAGCAGCAACGACUAAAGGCAGCCAGAACGCAGCGGCAGACUCGCAGUCUCAAGGACACGACAGCAGUCACAGUCAGGCUCAAGUAGGCACCGACAUUCGAACGCCGUCAGACGGGCGGGCCGAAGCCGAGGUUGCUACCAGAGAGCCGCAAGUGACUGACCGGGCUGAAGUGACACUGCGUAGGUCGAAGCGGAAGCCCCGGCCCCCGGACCGCUUCACUCCUUAAGGGGGGAGA